AUGAUUACACAACUGAUGUUUAACCUUGUUCGGCAUCCGGAGCACAUUCAACCCCGUCAUGAAGAGAUUAUUGCCUUGCUAGGAGAGGAUGGCUUCUUCCAGCCAUCCUUGGAUAGCCCGAAGUUUCUGGAUAGCAUUUUCAAGGUGAGUCAGCGGCUACGGCCGAUCAAUGACACUUCUUUACAGAGACUUGCGGUGAGCGAAGUAAAGCUUUCAGAUGAAACGGUACUUCCACGGGACACCAUUUCAACUGUCGCCUCAACACGCCACUGGGACGCCAGUUACUAUCCAAACCCGGAUGAGUUCGACGGAUACUAG
Monascus purpureus is the source of this 318-nucleotide messenger RNA. The record is from the annotation of a GenBank genome assembly. Lineage: Eukaryota; Fungi; Ascomycota; Eurotiomycetes; Eurotiales; Aspergillaceae.